CCCGGCAGGGAUGCUGCUCCUGCCGCUGGUAUGGGGAUUAUGGUGCCUGACUGCUCUGGAGCAGGGGGGCCCUGCAUCUGCUGCCUUUCUUCCCCCCAGCGUGGAGAGACUCUUCCAGGAGUUUAACAACAUCUUCGAGCAAAGUCAGGAAGCGCUGGAGCCCUCGGUGGACAUCAACCAUCUGCCCUCCAACUACCACAACGAGGAGAAGCAACGACGGAAAGUGGGGAAUGCCACUGUGUACAGCCACCGUGAAAUCAGCAAAGUGACCGAUAACCGUACAGGCGAUAUGGUGUUUUCAGAUAAAACUGUGACCUCUAUCGAACAGGGAGAAGUCCACCCAGAUGAGGAGAAGGAGACAAAGCCGGUGGCUAGUCAGGAAGAAAAAAGUCCCGAGGCAGACAGGCCGAGCCCUGGGCUCAGAUUCAUCAACUUGGGUCUCCCCCAGCCUCGGCCUCGGCUGACUUUUCUAAUCUUUCGUUUGCCCCAGCAUCUUAAGAGUGAGGAGAUGCCUGAACCCAACUUGGUGAAGGAAGAGCCAGUCAGUGAUAGGAGGCACAGGUUGCUGGCCAUUAGGAACGGGCUUCUAACGGCCCCCCAUCCCAUCAAGAAGAAGGCCCUCACUUUGAACUGCACAUUUGUACCACGGAAGCACCGCUUCUUUUUCCUAUGGUGGAAGAAAAUAUAA
This is a messenger RNA of Elgaria multicarinata webbii, 688 nucleotides long. RefSeq names its product dickkopf-like protein 1. The coding region runs from base 11 to 688 and encodes 225 amino acids. The record is from RefSeq and is a predicted model, not a curated record. Lineage: Eukaryota; Metazoa; Chordata; Lepidosauria; Squamata; Anguidae. The transcript is spliced from 4 exons.